UCACAAAGUUGAGGUGAGGAUUAUAUCUAACUCAUUCGAGAGUCAAUCAUUGUUAUAUAAUAACUAUAUGAAGGGUUGUGUCGAGCAGGGGGCGGAACUGUCAGGACCCCUUUCAGCAACGGCGAACAGCACGUUAUGAUUUUUUGACCCAACGCUUUGGAUAAUUUCUUAAUCAAGGAAGAAACCAAGGAAGCAACCAAGGAAGCCCUUUGUUUUAGCACUCUUUGCAAUAGCGAUGGAGUUUUCGGAGCAUAUUAAGACGGCGAAUGUUGAAGAUGUAAUUCUGAGACAACCAUUCCGUCCAUCGAUUAAGGGAACAUUGUGUGUCACUGGCCACCACCUCCUGUUCUCUGACAGAGAAGAGGAUAGUUCCUGGCAACUUCUGUUGCUUCUUCGAAACAUCGAUGCGAUUGAGAAAAGGAUAACGGGAUCCUCUGGCACCAUCACCAUAAAGUGUAAGGAUCUGUGUGUGCUACAUCUGGACAUUCCUGGUAUGGAGCAGUGUCUGAACAUUGCCAGCUCCAUAGAGGCCCUGUCAUCUUUUGAGAAUAUUCCAGAGAUGUAUCCAUUCUUCCAUAGACCUCAGGACCUCAGUCUAGAAGACACAUGGGGCUUGUCUUCAACAGAGGAAGACUUCACCCAUAUGCAGGAGCUGGUGAGCAAGGGUUAUGACAGAUGGAGGUUGAGUCUUGUCAACUCAGAUUUCUCCAUCUGUCCUUCCUACCCCUCUGCAGUCAUCGUUCCUCGUUCUGUAGACGACGAGACACUGGUGAAGGCAGCUAGAUUCAGACAGGGGGGUCGAUUUCCUGUCCUCUGCUACUACCACAGCAAGAAUGGCAUGGUGAUCAUGCGGAGCAGUCAGCCUAUGACUGGAGCCAACAGGAAACGCUGUAGGGAGGACGAGCUCCUCCUCCAAGCUGUGAUUGACGGCUCAGAGUUAGGUUACAUUGUCGACACACGUUCCUCUCAGCAAGCUCAGCAAGCCAGAAUGACAGGCGGUGGGUUUGAAUCCAAGUCCUGUUACAGCCACUGGAAGAGGCUGCAUCGCCACUUAGAGAGGGGUAAAGUACUGCAGGAGAGUUUGAUUAAGCUGGUGGAGGCCUGUGGUGAUCAGUCUCACAGUAUGGACCGCUGGCUCAGUAAGCUGGAGAAUUCCAAAUGGCUCUCUCAUGUCCACUGCACUUUGUCAACAGCAGGUCUAGUUGCAGAGUGUGUGGAGAGGGAUGGUCACUCUGUACUCGUUCAUGGGUCUGAUGGCACGGACACCACACUGUUGGUGACCACUUUGGCUCAGCUCAUCGUGGAUCCACAGUCACGCACCCUCAGGGGGUUCCUGAGAUUGCUGGAGAAAGAGUGGAUUCAGGCAGGUCAUCCCUUCCAGCAGCGCUGUGCCCACUCUGCCUACUCCCACGCUCGGUUAAAGCAGGAGAGCCCGGUCUUCCUACUGCUGCUGGACUGUGUGUGGCAGCUGAGCCGUCAGUUUCCAUUGGCCCUGGAGUUCAAUGAGAUGCUGCUGCUGCGACUUGCCCAGGAAGCCUAUGCCUCUGACUUUGGCACCUUCCUCUGUAACUGUGAACAGGAACGGUGUGCUUUAGGAGUGAAGGAGAAGACUCACUGUUUGUUCCAGUUUCUCCUGAGACCCAGUGAGAGAGAGCAGUUUUUGAAUCCUUUGUAUGAGCACACAGACCUGGCCAUCUGGCCCUGUGUCCAGCCUCAGUCUCUACACCUCUGGAGUGGCUUCUUUCUCAGAUGGACAGAGCAUGCUCAGAAUAUGGAAGAGGCUCGACAAGAGAUCUGGACCAUUGUGAAUCAGUACCGGGAGAAAGCUGGAGUUGAGGAGACCAGCCAAGCGCUAAGCAAACACUGUGAACCUUUAAGUGUUGUUGAGAACCUAAUGGAAGAGCUGACAGUACUGUGAAGUAAAUGGACAUUCGGAGCAAUUCAAGUGCCUCUGGAACUAAAGCCAGUAGUAGCCUGUAUCACUGAUUCUGAUGUGACUAGGCUGACUUUAUGUCAAAACAUGAAUGUGUCCUGAACUGUAUGCGCUCAUUCAUACUCUGUUACUGUGUUUUGCAUUGUUACCUCAUGAGUUAAUACCCUCUAGAUAUAUGGAUGAUGUACAGAUGCAUUGAAAGUUAUGCUGUUGCUUAUUUAUAAUUGAAAUUCUAUAUGACUGUA
This is a messenger RNA of Chanos chanos (milkfish), 2178 nucleotides long. Its product is annotated as myotubularin-related protein 9. Gene Ontology annotation, biological process: negative regulation of autophagy; phosphatidylinositol dephosphorylation. NCBI's taxonomy places the organism in Eukaryota, Metazoa, Chordata, Actinopteri, Gonorynchiformes, Chanidae. Gene Ontology annotation, cellular component: cytoplasm. The record is from RefSeq and is a predicted model, not a curated record. The transcript has 10 exons. Bases 236 to 1918 code for a protein of 560 amino acids. Gene Ontology annotation, molecular function: protein phosphatase binding.